Messenger RNA from Octodon degus (degu), 1234 nucleotides. RefSeq names its product cellular repressor of E1A stimulated genes 1 (gene Creg1). The transcript has 4 exons. The coding region runs from base 37 to 684 and encodes 215 amino acids. NCBI's taxonomy places the organism in Eukaryota, Metazoa, Chordata, Mammalia, Rodentia, Octodontidae. The record is from RefSeq and is a predicted model, not a curated record.
AGCUCCUCGCGGGACCUCUCUGUUGGGGACGUCGCCAUGGCCGGCUGGGAUUACGCUUCUGCGCGCGCCGUGCUAGGCGCUUUGCUGGCGCCCGCACUCUUAGCGCUGCUGGUUUCGCCAGCCCUGAGCUUCGGGGACUGGGAGAAACCCACGCCAAUGCCGCCGCUGCCACCCCGCGAGGACGCGGCGCGCGUGGCCCGCUUCGUGGCGCACGUCAGCGAGUGGGGCGCGCUGGCCACCAUCUCGGUGCUAGAAGCGGUGCGCGGCCAGCCCUUCGCGGACGUGCUCUCGCUCAGCGACGGGCCCCCGGGCGCGGGUAGCGGCGUACCCUACUUCUUCCUGUCCCCCUUGCAGCUCUCCGUCCACAACCUGGAGGAGAAUCCGCACGCCUCGCUGACCAUGUCCUUGGCCCAGACUGACUUCUGCAGGAAGCACCUAUUCGAUCCCCAGAGCCCCCUGUGUGUUCACAUAAUGCUUUCAGGAACGGUGACCAAGGUGAAUGAAACAGAAAUGGACUUUGCAAAGCACUCAUUAUUCACUCGGCACCCUGAGAUGAAAAGCUGGCCAUCCAGCCACAACUGGUUCUUUGCUAAGUUGAAUAUAACCAAUAUCUGGGUCCUGGACUACUUUGGUGGAGCCAAAAUAGUGACGCCUGAAGAAUAUUACAAUGUCACAAUUCAGUGAAGUGCAGUGGCGAUUUGAUCCUCAUGUGGACAACUUCUCAGGGUAGCUCUUGCAACCUGGAAGGGCUUAGCAUCUCCUGGGCAUUCCUCAGAGUGUUGGUCGGUUUUCUGUCUUAAGCUGGUUGGUUUGCUUGCUUGUUUGCAAAAUAAUAUUGGACCUAUACUGGAUUUCUUGGAAAAUAUGGGUCUUUCUUUUCUCUAUAUUUUGAAGCUGUUUGCAUAGAGAAAUCUUUUUCAUUAUAAUCAAAGAAGAUGUGUUUUAUCAAUUGAAUUGUUUUUCCAGUAGUGUUCCUUGAAGAAUAAUUACUGGAUUAGAUCCCGCAUUGGCUGUGGAGGUGUGCUGAGCCCUCCUGGGCCCCAGCUGCCCCAGAGAUGCAGGAUUGUGGGGUGGAGGGCAGGGGAGACGGGGUGCUUCUUGCUCUUGUCCCAGCAUGUUAGACAAACCUGUUGUUAUUAAUCCAACAGAGGGCAAACUACUUCUUUUUUUUUCUUUCUUUUAUGUAUUUGGUACAGGGUUUCACAACGCAGCUCAGACUCGUGGUGAUCCUCCU